Molecule: messenger RNA, 564 nt
Organism: Mollisia scopiformis
Lineage: Eukaryota; Fungi; Ascomycota; Leotiomycetes; Helotiales; Mollisiaceae
Exons: 2
Coding region: 1-564 (187 amino acids)
Source: RefSeq, a predicted model, not a curated record
AUGAGCGACAACAAGGACAAGAAGACAAAGUUUAGGUUCCAAGAAAGGAUCUUACAACUGCAACAACAGAAGGCCGGUCGUGCUGGGAGUGAAGGUAUGGGCUUAUUUCAACCAGCCGAUUACAUGAUUCGAUCUGACACCAAUAGAAUCACCAUCGUUUCCUCCACCUUCUCCACCCCAGCCCUGGCCCUACCGCAUGUCAGAAGACGGCUCCACCACGCCUACAUCCACCUCCAACCAGGCCAAAGAUGUAUUUCAACCUCCCAGAAGACGAAGGAUCCAUACGGAGAGGAAUACGAGAAUGCGUUGGCUGUGAAGCAGAAGCUGGAGAAGGAAAUUGCGGAGCUGAAGUCGGAGAUCACGGAUAUAGAGGACGAGAUCAUACACUUGGAUCUAGAGCGUGGUUGCAUUCGGGAGAGCAAUGAGGCUUUGGAGGCAUGCCGUGUACUAUGUACCCUUGAUUGGCCUCCAUGGAAUGGCUUCGUAACUGCGAUGGAGGCACUCAGCUUGCUUGAGCUUUUGACAGAGAGAAAGGAACCGGCGACCGACCGACCCCUUUCUUGA